AUGAAACUCUCGAAAUUAUCGAUCUUAACAUCCGCUUUGGCUACGUCUGCCUUCGCCGCUCCUGCCGUUGUUACUGUCACGGAACAUGCCCACGAGGCCGCUGUUGUUACUGUGCAAGGUGUAGUUUACGUUGAAAACGGCCAAACACAUACGACAUACGAAACAUUGGCUCCUGCUUCCACUGCCACACCAACUUCUACAGCUACAGCUUUGGUAGCCCCCCCUGUCGCUCCUUCCUCUGCUUCCGGCAAUUCUAAUGCGGCCUUAUCUGCUUUGAAGAACUUAGCCUCCGUUUGGGGUAAGACUACUGAUUCAACGACCACGUUGAUACCUUCCAAAUCUACAUCACAAUCGCAACCUCAAGCUAGUACUACUUCUACACCCGUUGCAGCUUCGACCACUUCUCAAGCCGCUGCCACUAGCUCAGCAUCCGCUUCGGAUGCUGACUUGUCAGAUUUUGCCUCUUCUGUGUUGGCUGAACAUAACAAGAAGAGAGCCUUACACAAGGACACUCCCGCUUUGUCUUGGUCCAACACUUUGGCUUCCUGCGCUCAAGAUUAUGCUGACAACUAUGACUGCUCGGGCACUUUGACCCAUUCCGGUGGCCAAUACGGUGAAAACUUGGCCUUGGGUUAUGAUGGUCCAGCUGCUGUCGACGCUUGGUACAAUGAGAUUUCCAACUACGAUUUCUCGAACCCUGGCUUUUCAAGUAACACUGGCCACUUUACUCAAGUUGUUUGGAAGUCCACUACCCAGGUUGGUUGUGGCAUCAAAACCUGUGGCGGUGCGUGGGGUGAUUAUGUCAUCUGUAGUUACGACCCCGCAGGAAACUACGAAGGUGAAUACGCUGACAACGUCGAACCCCUCGCUUGA
Molecule: messenger RNA, 873 nt
Organism: Saccharomyces paradoxus
Lineage: Eukaryota; Fungi; Ascomycota; Saccharomycetes; Saccharomycetales; Saccharomycetaceae
Gene: PRY1
Product: sterol-binding protein
Exons: 1
Coding region: 1-873 (290 amino acids)
Cellular component (GO): extracellular region
Source: RefSeq, a predicted model, not a curated record